Molecule: messenger RNA, 777 nt
Organism: Malaya genurostris
Lineage: Eukaryota; Metazoa; Arthropoda; Insecta; Diptera; Culicidae
Exons: 3
Coding region: 72-635 (187 amino acids)
Source: RefSeq, a predicted model, not a curated record
GCAGUUAGCAUUGAAAGUGGGAUAGAUUGAGCUACAAACAAAAACGCCAUUAUUAGGAAUUACAGUAAAAGAUGUCCUCGCCGGCCGAUCGUCGUUAUCCGUUUGACUCGCCUGAAAAUAAAGACGGAGCACCACUUUAUAAUAGCACCGAUGGGUUUCUUCCACUUGGGUUCAGUACGCCUCAACAUCGAAGCAUAGUGCAAAACAACACUUACAGCCGUAACUACUAUUCGGCUCAGCCAAAGUAUAUGCUACCUCGACCAAGAGGACAUCAGAAUCGAGGUCGCCAUCAUAAACAGAGUGGUGGAGAUGCUCCUCCAGGGAAUUCCUCCCCUGGUAGUGAGGAAGGCCCAAGCAUCGGCCCACAGGAACGAAAACAUCAUUGGCAAGGAAAUUUUAGCAACUAUAAUAAGCAAUAUAACCAACGACGGCCGCGCUUUGGAUUUGGGCACCAUCACCAAAGCAAAGAGAACAGAUAUGACAUAAAGGACUACUUUCAUCCUUCAAUGCUUGAAAAUCCGUGGGAACAUCUAGAAAACAAGAAUCAGCAAGAUAAGAUUGGAAAAGGUAAUAAUUUCAGUGAUGUCGAAGAAGGUGGCGGAGACGAUGGCAGUAGUGGAACUGGUGAAGACUAAUAGCUGAAUUUACAUUCAUUUCGAUUGGUGGUUGUAUAUGCAUGUUCGAGUGAGUGAAUGAUUAUAACAGAUUUUUUUAUUAUUAAGCUUAGCUUUAAAUUUCGGAUAUUUUUCAUUCAAUUUGGAAAUAUAUCUAUUUAAA